Messenger RNA from Aspergillus wentii DTO 134E9, 735 nucleotides. RefSeq lists its product as uncharacterized. Bases 1 to 735 code for a protein of 244 amino acids. The transcript is spliced from 2 exons. Lineage: Eukaryota; Fungi; Ascomycota; Eurotiomycetes; Eurotiales; Aspergillaceae. The record is from RefSeq and is a predicted model, not a curated record.
AUGAGAUAUCAUCUUCUCGUAUCUACUAUUAUUGCACUCUUACUAGUUUCCACCGUUUCUGCAAUUUGGUCUCCAACUGUCGCUGUUCGCAAGCGUCUACCUCGUCCACUUGCCAGCGUACCUCACUUACGGCACGAACAGCGCCUACAAGGUAAUCGCAAACUUCAAGAUUGGCUUCAAAACCAGCAGCCUACGAUGAAUAACUUUUUGAAUACUGUCUUUCCUUCAUCUACGGCUUCAAAUAGGGAUAGCAGUGGCCCAUUUAGCCGUAAAGGCGGCCCUGUUAUCUCGGAUGUUCUCCCCAAGGCUCGCGGUGUCAACAUAUUUGCUUCCCUUACCCGGGAUUUCGAGUCAGUAUCUUCUCGGCUUGACGACGCAUCAAGUAAUGUAACGGUCCUUGCCCCUCGAAACAGCGCAAUUAUGGGUUUGCCACAUAAGCCUUGGGAGAAUCCGGAAGACUAUGAACAGCAUGGGGAAAUGAAAGCAUAUGCAGGGCAAGAAGGGCACGACCGCGCCAAAAGCAAUCUAGAACGAUUUGUGAAGGCCCAUAUAAUACCUACCAGUCCUUGGGAAACGGACGAGGAAGUAGAAACCCUUGGUGGACAAAAGUUGAAGUGGUCAAAAGACGGAGAUAAGAUCAUUAUCCAGCCUGGGACUGUCGAAGUUGAAAGCAUCGCCGAGAAGGUGUCGAACGGCGAGGUCUGGAUCCUUAACGGGGUGAUCAACUCCCGUUAA